Molecule: messenger RNA, 1153 nt
Organism: Acanthisitta chloris (rifleman)
Lineage: Eukaryota; Metazoa; Chordata; Aves; Passeriformes; Acanthisittidae
Gene: TEAD3
Product: TEA domain family member 3
Exons: 11
Biological process (GO): positive regulation of transcription by RNA polymerase II; hippo signaling; embryonic organ development
Cellular component (GO): transcription regulator complex
Molecular function (GO): RNA polymerase II cis-regulatory region sequence-specific DNA binding; DNA-binding transcription factor activity, RNA polymerase II-specific
Source: RefSeq, a predicted model, not a curated record
GGUCGCAACGAGCUGAUCGCUCGCUACAUCAAACUGCGCACGGGCAAGACGCGCACGCGGAAGCAGGUCUCUAGCCACUUGCAGGUUCUUGCCCGACGGAAAUCUCGUGAGAUUCAGUCCAAGCUUAAGGCCAUGAACUUGGACCAGGUCUCGAAGGAUAAGGCUCUGCAAAGCAUGGCUUCCAUGUCCUCAGCGCAGAUUGUGUCGGCCAGCGUCCUGCAGAACAAGCUCAGUCCCCCUCCUCCUCUUCCUCAGGCUGUCUUCUCUGCUGCCCCCCGGUUUUGGAGUGGGCCUAUCCCAGGACAGCCUGGACCCUCUCAGGACAUUAAACCGUUUGCACAACCAGCUUACCCCAUCCAGCCACCCAUGCCUCCAUCACUAGCCAGUUAUGAGCCCUUGGCUCCUCUCCCACCAGCUGCCUCGGCCGUGCCCGUCUGGCAGGAUCGCACCAUCGCCUCUGCCAAGCUCCGGCUCCUGGAGUACUCUGCCUUCAUGGAGGUGCCGCGGGAUGCCGAAACGUACAGCAAACACCUCUUCGUGCACAUCGGCCAGACAAACCCCUCAUACAGCGACCCACUGCUAGAGGCUGUGGACAUCCGCCAGAUCUACGACAAGUUCCCUGAGAAGAAAGGUGGCCUCAAGGAGCUCUAUGAGCGUGGGCCUCAGAACUCUUUCUUUCUCGUCAAAUUUUGGGCGGAUCUCAACAGCACGAUCCAGGACGGGCCAGGGACCUUCUAUGGUGUCAGCAGCCAGUACAGCAGUGCAGAGAACAUGACCAUCACAGUCUCCACCAAGGUCUGCUCCUUUGGGAAGCAGGUUGUGGAGAAGGUGGAGACGGAGUAUGCACGCCUGGAGAACGGCCGGUUCAUCUAUCGCAUCCACCGGUCUCCCAUGUGCGAGUACAUGAUCAACUUCAUCCACAAACUCAAGCACCUCCCGGAGAAGUACAUGAUGAACAGUGUCCUGGAGAAUUUCACCAUCCUGCAGGUUGUUACGAACAGGGAUACCCAGGAAACCUUGCUCUGCAUUGCCUUCGUUUUUGAGGUCUCCACCAGUGAACAUGGCGCCCAGCACCACGUGUACAAGUUGGUCAAGGACUAGGGGCCCUUGGGGACAGGCAGGGGCACAAGGGGCAGGCAAGGGAAGGGAGGGG